Molecule: messenger RNA, 6196 nt
Organism: Leguminivora glycinivorella
Lineage: Eukaryota; Metazoa; Arthropoda; Insecta; Lepidoptera; Tortricidae
Product: extracellular matrix protein A-like
Exons: 25
Coding region: 174-4529 (1451 amino acids)
Biological process (GO): cell-matrix adhesion
Cellular component (GO): extracellular region; basement membrane
Molecular function (GO): serine-type endopeptidase inhibitor activity
Source: RefSeq, a predicted model, not a curated record
UCUACAAUCGACGCUCGGUCCGACCACGCGCGUGUUCGACACAAGUAGUAUCGCCGCGAGUGACUCGAUACCGGUGUUUCUGUGCCAAAGUGCAGUGAUCUGUGGAACGACCAGGAUACCAGGACAAACUGGAGCCAAAUAAAACCCCAAGAAGUUUCGUGUGUAAUGCAGCAAUGUCGGCGGCGGUGAGGGCGGCGCUACUCUGCGCGUGCGCGAUGCUGCUGCACCACGCUCGCGCGGAGCUGAUCGGGCGAUGUCCCGCCAACGCAACCUGUCCAGCUCGGGCUUCGCCUUGCGCGGACGACAAUGAAUGCGGCGAGCAAGUCUGUUGCGACACCAGCUGUGGCAAGGCUUGCGUGGACCCGCUGUAUACAGGCUGUGAAAACAUCAAACUGUCUUCCGAGAGGAUAUCCCGAGCCCUUGCAGCUGAGAAUAGUCGAGGAGGACGCGGACUCAUCAAGUCAGUCCGGGCUCCUCGGUGCAGGACCAGCGAUGGAGAGUUCGAAGAGAUCCAGUGCGAUAAUGAGAUCGUCAGCUCUUGCUGGUGCGUCGACCAGACUGGAUUUGAGGUUCCCGGCACCCGCGCUCCCGCGGCCGCCCUAGUAAACUGCACUCGCAAAGCUCCCUGCGCAGCGCACACCUGCCGCAUGCUGUGUCCACUCGGCUUCGAGCUGGAUCCCAACGGCUGUCCUCUCUGCAAGUGCAGGGACCCUUGCAACGGCAUCACUUGUCCAGGACAACUGUCAUGUCAACUGGAUGAGACUCCGUGUCUUCGACCGCCAUGCCCGCCUGUUCCUAACUGCAAGAGAGCAAGAAGCCUCCAGAACAUCUGUCCAACCGGUGAACCUCUGCUCAUAUCAGAAACCAGCCGCCCGUUCUUGUGCGGUACUGAUCCUGGCAAACCGAACUGCCCGCCUCUCUACAAAUGUCUGGUUGAAGCAGGAAACGACUACGGCGUCUGCUGUCCAGCAUCCCUAGCGCUACGCAAAGCCGGCACCUGCCCCGCUCCAACCACAUCCAAAGACGACGAAUGUGGCACCCCCUGUGCCCACGACCUAGAAUGUCCUUCCAUGGAGAAGUGCUGCGACUCCGGAGAAUGUGGGAAACAUUGCGUGCUACCCCAGAAUGUCACCAUGUGUCACCAGCAGAAAAUGCUGGCUGAACUCCUGGUUGUCAGCGAGAAGGAGGGGAGAGGAUAUGUGCCGCAGUGCGCGGCUGAUGGGUCUUUCGAGUCCAGACAGUGCUCGAGGAAUGGAUUGGUUUGCUGGUGCGUAGACACCGAAGGCAACAAGCUCCGCGGCUCCAUGGGUCCAGCUCCCUCCGUCAAAUGCUCUGACAAACCCGGUCCAGUCCGUGAAGGUGGCCGUAGCCUUAACUCCUGCCCUCGGGCCCUAUGUGCUGGAGUCUGCGAGUAUGGAUACAAGAGCGCCAAUGGAUGUCCUACUUGUGAAUGUGACGAUCCUUGCGAAGGAUACCCUUGUGGGGAAGGCGAGGAGUGCAUAAGAGUCCGGGAUGCAGAUUGUACUGGCGAGCUGUGUACUGGAUACCCUGUGUGUCGCCCUCGCGUAACGUACGAAAACCCCUGCGAAUCCGGAACACCAUUUACCGACGCCAACGACGGCACCGUGGUCGGCUGCGGUAGUGACCAAGACUGCCCGUACGCUCACGUGUGUACUAGAAGCCGAAGAAGUGGGGCUGCUUUGUGCUGUUUGGAUCCUAAAUACGAAUCUAACUCGACUGACACGGAUCUUACUGAGAUAAACUACGAAUCCUGCGGCGCCGAAGCUGAAGCCGUGUGCGACCACAACACUACCAUCAGCUGUGGAGACGGGGAUUGCCAGGACGGUCUGGUGUGCUGUUCCACCGUCAACUGCGGGCCGGUGUGCGUGGACCCGGCCAAGAUGAGACUACAGACUGAUAGGGUCGACGAUACUCCUACCAUGUGCGAAUAUCUCCGCGACUUCGACGAGAAAAUGGAAGGCACAGUCGACGGCAUGAAGCUAGCCCUUCCCGCACCAACUUGUACUUCUGACGGCUCAUUCUCGCCGCAACAGUGCGCGCAGGGCCGGUGCUGGUGCGUCGACUCGUUUGGCACGGAGAUACCGGAAACCAGCACCAAUAACGCUUCCGCUGUGGACUGUGUGAAGGUUCGCGAGAGCCUAGCCUGUCUGGACCUCACCUGCCGCAUGGGCUGCGACUACGGUUUCGAGCUCGGCAGUAACCACUGCCCGACCUGCCGCUGCCGCGAUCCGUGCGCGGGAGUCACUUGUGCUGAGGGCCGCGCUUGCGCUGUGGUCGAUGUGGCGUGCGAUGCGGAGUACUGCCCUCCGGUGCCUGCUUGUUUACCCCGAAAACCCGGGCAAUGUCCAUUCCUGGUGCCGCACACCGGGGCUUGCGAGUGGGCAUGCCGCGGCGACGCAGAAUGCGGCGCGGGCGAGCGUUGUUGUGCUACUGGCUGCGGCACCGCCUGCGCUGCAGCCACACACCACACACCCUGCCAGCAGAGAAGGGCCCUCGCGCUUCACACGGCCGCGGAGAGUGGCAAGCCACCAUCAUCCCAAGACGUGCCAGACUGCAAGUUGGACGGCUCCUACGAGCCUGUGCAAUGCCGCAAGGCUGAGAACUUGUGCUGGUGUGUCGACAGCGGUGGCAAUGAGAUCCCCGGCACACGAGCUUUCAACUCCACGCCCUCUUGCGAAGCGCCAGCCCCCUGCCCCGAAGUCCACUGCAGUGACGAGGAGAUCUGCGCUCAUGGACGCCAGCUGGACAUCAAGGGAUGCCCGACCUGUGACUGUAGGGACCUCUGUGCUGAGGCGAAAUGCAGGCCUGAUGAGACUUGCGAGAUUGUGCCCUUGGAAUGCGAGGCGGAUUCUUGUCCCCCGAUCGUCCGCUGCACCCCGACCCCGCGCUGUCCCGAGGGCGAGCCGCUGCUAGUUCCCGGAGGCACGGAUGUCCUCGUGUGCGGACCUAACGCUGCCGCCUGCCCGUCAACACACGCGUGCCGGUUCGCACCGCACGACACUGGGGCGCCAGUGUGUUGUCCUAAGCCACGAACAGUAUGCUUCGACACGAAAGACGAAGGCAACUGCACGGAAACAGCCGGGCUGAACGCGACGCGCUGGCACUUCAACCACGAGCGCAACCGGUGCGAGCGGUUCAAGUACAACGGUUGCUCGGGCAACCACAACAACUUUAGGAGCAAGGAGGAGUGCAACAUUGUGUGCCCUGCUGAAGGAGAAACACCCAAAGUGGCUACGGCGAAGAAAGCGCGUGUCCAAAUUGACACAGGAGUAUUGAGCCCUUGCGAGCGGCUCCGUGAGAAGAACGAGGCAGCCGAGAAGAAAUACGGCAAAGGCACUUUCAUCCCCAAGUGUGACGUCACUGGAGCCUGGGAGUCUGUGCAGUGCAUGUCGCAUAUCGAUGUCUGCUGGUGCGUCAGUGCCCGCGGCGAACCGCUAAAGGGCUCCCUGGUGCGCGGAGCCAAGCCCUCUUGCAACUUCAGGCAGGCACGCAAAUGGGCCAAGCGGACUGGAGACGAGGAGAGAGAGCGUGCCGACGAAGAUUUUACAGUUCUAGAAGAGCUCAUCAGACAAAUGACUGCGUUCCGCAUCGAAGAGAUGGAGGAAUACGACGAAGAAGACUUGUUCCGUGACGAGCCAGUGGAGCCCAGGACCGUGGAGACCUUGAAGCCGAUGGAGAAGUUGGAGGUUCAGGAGACUGAGCCGAGGAGCAAGAGCAUUUUCAAGACCAAGUGCCAGAUGAUGCAGGAUGAGGCUGAGAAUGGAGACGGUCCCAUGGUUCGAUGUUUGCCUGAUGGGGCUUUCGCGGCGCGACAGUGCGCUCGCGGACGCUGCUGGUGUGUGGACGCGGCUGGGCAGCGCCGCGGAGCACCCGUGCCUGACUCACCCGCUGCCGAUCCAUGCUUACCAACUCAAAUUGAAUCAGCGUCCCUAGAGCUGGAAAUCAUCGGCACAGACACCGCAGCAGCAGAGCGGGCGCGGGCAGCCUUACAAUCGCAGCUGGCUUCCCUCGGUGCUCGAGUACCGGUCACAGUGUCUAAGGACCGAUCAGCUAUGAAACUGAGGGCUGUGCUCUCUGGACCUAGAGCUGUGGAUGUGGUCUAUCAUGUGGAGAAUCUGGUGAAACAAGAGAAGCUGUCAGGCGUGAACAAGACAUCGCCUGGCGUGCUGGGCGCUGACGUCAUCCGCAGCGAGUACCGCCUCGCCGCGCAGGCGCCGCUCAUGCAGCAGCGGGAGAUCCUCAGCGAAUCCACGGUGUCAGCAACGACAUCGUACCACACCGCGCUGAUUGUCCUUGCAGCGUCUUCCGCCUUCAUCAUCAGUGUCCUCUGCGUCCUCGUGAUGCUGUACAGAGGCCGGCUACAACGGGAGCCUCAGAAAGCUGAACGCUUCCUACCCCCCGCGCCCCCCGUCUACGUCUUAUCAGCGGACGAAAAAGCCGAACUGGCCAAGGCAUUACACGCCCCCCAACCCCCCAUACCCCCUCAAAAUGAUCAUACCAGAAUUUAGUUGCUGUCUAACUUGUUUUUGUUUUUGUGUUGGUACGGUUGUAUCGUACAGUACUGAAUAUUAAGUAGUACUUAGGUAACGUUAACAUUAUGUAAUAAUGGUGAAUGAUACACGAGCGUACAGAAUAAAUAAACGUGUGUGAUGCAAAGCGGAUAGUCCGUCUAACAUUUCUGCCCUAAUAGUACUAACACACUACCGCACCGCGCCAAGGUCAUCCGCAUACUAUUCUGAACAUGAAACGUUUCAUAGUCGUGUUGCAGUGCGGCCGUGUGUUAGCUACUUAACGCAAUGCGACGUGUGAUUUGCUAUUUACUCAUGCCUAAAAUACGCACGUGUGUCGUACCUGAUAUUAAGGAAUCAAUGGUGUAACGUUACUAAAUAAAAGACAAACUCCCAGACGUUAUUUAACGUUUGAAAUCCAGCUGGACCAUUAGUAACUUGUAGAUUUUUUCUUGCUCGCUAGAAUUGAAUAAUCUGUAUUUUGUAAUCUGUGGUGAAACAUUGACGUUUGUCAUUUCGCGCUCUUUUAUUUCUAGUGCAGAUAAAUGAGUAAUAAAAUGGGGUCCAAAAACAUGUCUAGAGCGACAGUAUCGUUUUCUCCGAUGCCAAGUCGAUAGAAUCGAGAUUCGGCCUUGCAUUGAUAGUAUUGUAGUUAUGUAAGUUUAUUUUAAGGUAAUUACUUUAAGGCGCAUAGCGCAUGGGCGUUCGUCGGAUGUUCGACGCACGCCUGUGCGCACCUUAGUUCCGCUAGUUGAGUCUCGCUCUUUCUAAUAGUGCUAACACACGACCGCACCGGACCAAGGUCAUCCACAUAUAUCACAUCUACCACAUAAUUAUCCUGUAAGUGGGAGCGAUAAAGAGAUUUUUUUUCUCGUUCUCACUUACGUGAGCAAAUUCCAAGGUGCGGUGCGGUCGUUUGUUAGCUACUUAAGGCACAACUUAAUAUCUAUAGGGUCUACAGCACUAGUUUAAUAAAGCACUUGCUGAAUUAAACCCCACAAAAAAUGUAUCAUUUACCCAACUCAUCAAAAGCAGUUCUGAAUGUAAAAGUGAGAUGGGUAGGUGUUAUUUCAUAAUAAACGAAUUCUUCCAUCUCUUUGAUUCAUUAGCUGUAAAUUCAUCGACUGAAAUAGGUGAUUGAAUUCGUUUAGAGAGCGCGCACGCGGGCAACUUGGUUUGGUUCCCCGCGAUACAGGUGUAACCUAGUGCGGGGGCCUCUGGUAACUAUAGAUUGUAAAACCUUUAGAAAAUAAACUAUUCUAUUCUAUUCUAACUUUUGGCAGCGACUUUUUUGUCGCGACCAUAGCCUAGUAUGAAAGUGCGCACACGAAGCGACGCAACUUUUCAUACAAAUACGAAAGUCGUCGAGCAACUUUGUCGCCCGUGGGCGCGCACCCUUAUAGCCGACAAAAAAGAUCGUGGCUCGACGUAGAACUAAUCUAGUCUUUUUCUUUCUUCAUCACCUUUAUCACGGUAAUGAUCAUCGUCUGCACCAAUUUUGUAAAUACCUAUAGUUUAAUCAGAAUUGACAUGUCUGUAAAUUGGUUGUAGGAUAGAGUGAAUUCCCAGUUGUACUUACUGUUUUUUUAUUGAGAGCAAUUUAAGAGAUUAAUAAAUCAUGAAUUUAUUUGAAUGUAUAAGUACUUAAUAAAGAAAUAAUUUUGUAA